Candoia aspera is the source of this 1302-nucleotide messenger RNA. RefSeq names its product NK2 homeobox 5 (gene NKX2-5). The transcript is spliced from 2 exons. The record is from RefSeq and is a predicted model, not a curated record. The coding region runs from base 341 to 1252 and encodes 303 amino acids. Gene Ontology annotation, molecular function: DNA-binding transcription factor activity, RNA polymerase II-specific; RNA polymerase II cis-regulatory region sequence-specific DNA binding. Gene Ontology annotation, biological process: cell differentiation; regulation of transcription by RNA polymerase II. Gene Ontology annotation, cellular component: nucleus. NCBI's taxonomy places the organism in Eukaryota, Metazoa, Chordata, Lepidosauria, Squamata, Candoiidae.
CGCCGUGAUCGAUGGCGGAACGCAGAGCUUUUGUACACAACAGGCCUCUCCGCCGAGAGGAGACGCGGCGAAGGCCGGAGCUCCUGCCUCUUCCUUCAGCGGCGCUUCGCACAGCUCCAUGCCUAUAUUAGGUGGGUCGGGCAAGCUGCCCCUCGCGGGCCGGGGCGCCCGGGCUGACCAAUGAGAAGGCUCCCCAAGGGCAGGGUCCCUCCUCCUCGGGGUCCCGCCUCUCUACCUGCCUCCAGACGACAAGCCGAGGCUGGGCGCUUGGCCGGCGCGGCGCCGUUUGGAAGCCGGCGCGCGCGGGGGCACCGGGCGCAGCUCCGCUGCAGCGCCCACCAUGUUCCCGAGCCCUGUGACCAACACGCCUUUCUCGGUCAAGGAUAUUUUGAGCCUGGAGCAGCAUCCCAGCGGCCUGGCGUCCCUGGAGCUCUCGGCCUUGGGCUCGCCCUCCUCCUGCAUGCUGGCCACCUUCAAGCAAGAGUCCUAUCCGAUAGAGGACUCCCCCCUCGCCGAGGCCCCGGCCGGCCUGGCCAAAGGCAGUGGCGGCGCCUUCCCUGGGCCCUUCUUCGCCAAGAGCUACGUAGAAAUAGAACCGACCAAAGAGCCGAAGGAGAGCAAGAAAGAGCUGUGCGUCCUCUCGAAAUCGCUGGAGCAGGAGAAGCGGGACGCCGAAGAGGCGGAGCGGCCCCGGCAGAGGAAGAGGCGGAAACCCCGCGUGCUUUUCUCGCAAGCUCAAGUCUACGAGCUGGAGCGCCGCUUCAAGCAGCAGAAGUACCUCUCGGCCCCGGAGAGGGACCACUUGGCCAACGUGCUGAAGCUCACCUCCACCCAGGUGAAGAUCUGGUUCCAGAACCGCCGCUACAAGUGCAAGAGGCAAAGGCAGGACCAGAGCCUGGAGCUGGUGGGCAGCAUCCCGCCGCCGCGCCGGAUCGCCGUGCCGGUCCUGGUCCGCGACGGGAAGCCCUGCCUGGGCGACUCGUCCCCUUACAGCUCGCCCUACAACGUCAGCCUCAACCCCUAUAGCUACAACGCCUACCCGGCCUACGGCAGCUACGGCAGCGGCGGCGGCGGCACUGGGGCCUGCAACGCCAGCUAUAGCUGCAGCUAUCCGGCCGUGCAGGGCGUCCAGCCUUCGGCCGCCGCCGGCAACUUCAUGAAUUUCAGUGUGGGGGACUUGAACCCGGUGCAGACGCCCAUCCCGCAAGGGAACGGCGGCCUUUCCGCGCUCCAUGGCAUCCGAGCCUGGUAGGCUCUUUCCGCGGCCCCUUCCCGGAGGAAGGGUCAUAGGGCCAGAGGCCU